CUCACUUUCUUUCUUUCUUUCUUUCUUUCUUCCUUUUCUUCGUUCGUUUCCAUCAUCAAUAUUCCACAGUACUGCCCAACAAUCAUUCCACACCCGUUCCAUCGCCCACGAACGUGCCAGCGGACGCCUCCACGUUACAUCCCCUCACGCUCACACCCGCACGCCUUGGCCCGGUGACAACCCCUUACACAAUCCACCGUUCACUGCCUGGCAUGACUCUGCCUAUCAGUACACCAGUCACUCUCGCUUCCAGUACAGCUCAACAUUCGCACUACUAAAUCAACACAGCACUACAUAUGCCCUCCUAUCCUCAGCCAUCCCCAAACAAACAUGUCCCGUUCCACCCUACCGUCCACUCUCCUUCCCGUCCCCAGCACCACCCUCACUUCACACAUUCUCGAUCCCUGACCCAGUCCUCAACCCCACCCUCCCCAUCAAAGUCGCCCAAGAAAAACCUGGGAUUGAUUGUUAACACUGCAGCGGAAAGUGGAAGUCUCGGGGCUUCUCCGACCUUGCACCGCAGGAUGAGCAAGGGAAAGGAACGUGAAAUACCUAGGCAGAAGGAGAGGGAGCGUUCAUUGCGAGAAGUGGGCGAAGUGGGAAGUGCGACUAUCAGCCUUCGGGUUGGGGCUGUAGAAGGUUUGGAAGAAGAAGAUGAUGAUGAUGCUGAAUGCUCUACCCAACCACCGCAAACUCACCCUUCAUCCUUGCCACAGUCUCAAAGCUAUCCCAUACGGCUCUUAUCCACAUCCAUUACCCGUCCAAACAAACCUCGUCGUGGGAGAAGCAACUCUCUACAUGCUCCCACACGUCCCACCUCUCUCGACCGUUCAUUCUACCUUUCACACUACUCUCUCGAUAAGGAAUACUCACUUCCCCGAAAGGAAAAGGGUAAAGAUAAGGAUGGAAGAACCCCGAAGCUGGAGCUUGGGCUUGGUGAUGAUUUCAAUACUUCUUUUGGCGAAGCAUUGCGUCUUGGAAAUGAGGGCAAAGAGCUGCCUCUUCCUAAAGAGGCUCUCAUUAUGCUCUCACAAGCCAAGGAACAGAUCGGAUCGGCCACCAAAACGAAGCAAGGGAGGAAGGGGAGUAUGGGGAUGGGAUUGUUCAAAGAGAGUCAUGCAGCUGCAAAAGUCGAUUUAAAAAAGAAGCCCGAAGAGGAAGCUAUCGAAGAAGAAGAGGAUGACCAUAGCGGCCGAGGUUCAUCCAUCAAAACGAGGUCGAGAGCAGAGACCAGAAGCUCGCGUAGCACUCUAAUGAGUGAACCAACGAUCGUCGGGCCAUCAGUCGCACCAACUUCACCUCUACCUAUUCGUGGGUCUAGGCAGAGCAGUGAUGGCGGCGAUAUCUCACCUGUUGACCACUCUCCUGUUGCUACAAGUGCUGGGUUGGCUUCGCCUCAGCAGCAAUUCGAGGAUCUUGAGGAGCAAUUUGAUGAAGACGAUGAAAGCUGGACAACCACGAGCACCGAGUCGUUUACCUCGGACCCUGAAGAGGAAGGCAGAGAUUGGAUGAGUGAAGUAGAUUAUGGGAGUGAAGAAAGAGAAGAGGAGGAGAGGAUGACGGUGCCAUUACAACCAUUUAGCCAUGCUGUUGGAGGCCACAGCAGCAUCUACAAGUUCACCAGACGUGCAGUCUGCAAACCUCUUGUGAGCCAUGAAAACCUAUUCUACGAAGAAGUUGAACGGCUAGCUCCAGCCCUCCUUGCGUUUAUCCCCCGCUAUCUUGGAGUCAUGGUGGUGAAUUAUCGACGUCAGCGCGCUACUCAAGAAGGAAGCAGCACACCUCUCGACUCACCCUCUGCUGCAUCCCCUUAUCCAUCUCAUCCUUCUACCCCGGCUGCCGCGUCGCGCUCGGAUAAUCAACGAGCUAUGCUCCAACAAGCUAUUACAGGAGCCACCAGCCAAUCUCACACGUCAAAUCACUCUAAGGAACAUGUCGAAAUUCCAGAAGUAGCCUUGGAUUUCAAUCGGCAUGUCGUCCCUGAUUGGUUAUUCAACUGGGAGGAGAAGAAUAAGGGACGAAAUGGUAGACCCUGGGAAACUUCCGAAGAAGAAGGGUCAAGAAGAACAAUGAGACCCUCGUCUGCAAGGUCGCAAGAGUUCUUGCGAUAUGGAUCAGGUUCUCCCGGAAGCUCGUGGCAAUCCUCUUUUGGGAUAUCGCCAAAUCUUCGUGCGUCCGGUCUUGGGUCUCCGGCACUGCCGAAAGCCAUACCAGAGCAUCAAUACGUCGAACCUUCCACUCCUGCACCUUCUCCUUCAACCUCAUUCCAGCAGCGCCAGGGUCAUUUACAUCACACAGCUUCUAGCCCCGUCUUGCCUUAUCGCUCCCAAUUCAACAACUCAAGUACCGAAUGUCAUCCCGGACAUGGCUCACCUCACCCAUUUGGAGGAACUGGAUCCACAACGGUAAACACCAAGUUGAAAGAUCACGUCUUUGCCACAAUCUUGAAAAAGUUAAGGAGAAGAGGUAUAGGGCAUAGGCAAGAUGAUGAGGCGGAUGACGAAGGAGAUGAUUGCAGUUACUCUGUCUCAAGUCGGCGACGAGGAAGGAGUCAGCUUUCCGGAGGAGGAAGCAUGGACCUGAGAGAGCCGCCAGAGGCCAGUGAAGGAAUAAGGCGCACUCAGAGUGGUGGCGUCCUUACUGAGCUAAGAAACAAGUCUAUUCGUGCUCGAACCGGAAGGGAGGACACACGACGAGUCAGGGAAGACUCUGCAGAGCGGGGGAUGUUUGAUAUGGAAGUGGAAGAUGAGCCGCCAUUGGAGAUGAAGCGCAAGGCCAAGGUCCCCUUAGGAAAUGGAUUGCACCCUAUGACGGCCGUCAGGGCUGACUCACAUUCAACCCAUUUGGCGGAAGAUCAACCACCUUUCGGACCAUCCAAACCGGCCUUCUCACCGUCGUCCGCACCAUCUUCUCUCACUGAGUCAAGUCGACUCGGUCAGUCUCGUUCAGGUGCCACGCAGACGGUGCCCAACUCCCCAUCUGUACCCCCCGAUGACAACCCCAGGCAAGAACUGUUCAUCUUCAUGGAAGAUCUCACAGGUCGUUUGAAGCAUCCUUGUGUGCUGGAUUUGAAGAUGGGUACCAGGCAGUACGGUUACGAUGCCACGCCUUUGAAGAAGAGGAGUCAGAGAAAGAAAUGUGAUGCAACUACCAGUCGGACACUCGGUGUCAGGAUGUGCGGGAUGCAGGUCUGGAAUAAUGACACUCAAUCAUUCGUAUCUCAAAAUAAGUACGUCGGACGAGAGAUUAAAACUCCAGAUUUCACCAGUGUCAUCCGUUCAUAUCUCUCGGACGGCGACCGUCUUUUAAUCGACCACAUCCCAGUCAUCAUUCAAAAAUUGCAUGAUCUUGCCGCAAUCAUCCACCAGCUUGACGGAUUCAGAUUUUACGGCUGCAGCUUGCUGUUUAUCUAUGAUGGUGACAAGGAUACUCAAGACACUUAUAGCCGACAUAUGAGUAGUGGAAAAACUUUAGAUGCUUUGGAAGAAGAAGAUGAAGAGGAGAUCACGGAAACGGAACGGGCUCCAACCCAAGCGGACAAGGAGGCUUGGGCUAAUUCCAAUCGCCAGCCUGAAGGAUCUGUCACAGUUGAGAGGGACAAGGUCAGCAAGAAUGGCCGAAGUCGCAGCGCAGACAAAUCAGCCCUUCACUCCUCUCGUUCUCGAUCGCGAGGACGGUCUCCACACCAAUCUACUCACACUCAUCAACACCGCAGGCUUCGAGGUGAAGUCAAUAUCCGCGUUGUCGACUUUGCGCAUACCACCACCGGACGUGACUUUGUCCCUUUUCCUACCGAUCAUGUUGACCCGCCAAAUCUUGGUAAAGGCUACGACACGCAAUUUGACCAGGCAACGGGCAUGGUGAUGGCUAGGUUCCCCCCCAAGCACCCUGGCAAGCCUGAUAUGGGAUUCCUCUUUGGAUUGAAGAGCAUCUGCGAGAGUUUAGAAGAGAUUUGGGGAGCGGAGAAGGGCGAAGAAGAAGAACUGGUGGCUAAAAGGAAUGCCGAUAUUUUCGAUUUGGUGUUUGCCAACGGAGCAGACUUGAGCACUUGAGAGUUUUCUGUGACUCGUAUCAUUAUUAUUGUAGUGCACGCACGCUGGUGAAGAGUCCUACAGCCUUGCGUCCUGUAUAUAAUUGUAAUCGCAUCUUACAUAUGCAUGAAAAUCGAACAACAUCUGGGAAUAUUUUAAGAAAGC
Molecule: messenger RNA, 4196 nt
Organism: Cryptococcus deneoformans JEC21
Lineage: Eukaryota; Fungi; Basidiomycota; Tremellomycetes; Tremellales; Cryptococcaceae
Exons: 5
Coding region: 297-4052 (1251 amino acids)
Biological process (GO): phosphatidylinositol phosphate biosynthetic process; inositol phosphate biosynthetic process
Cellular component (GO): nucleus; cytoplasm
Molecular function (GO): inositol hexakisphosphate kinase activity
Source: RefSeq, a predicted model, not a curated record